UGAUCUUUGCAAGUCUGCCUCUUCAUACACAUGCACUAACAUUUGUUAGCUAUUGCAUAAGUAGUAUAUAAACACUACUAAUGGUAAGGGUAAUCAUUUAUAUUUUCAAUUGAGAUUGCAUAUUUUCAGAAAAAUUACACACUUCAUAUUGAAUGGCAGAAAUAUGGCCUGAUCAAUCCUUUAUGGUUAAUGCUAAUGCCGUUACUGAUGUAGACAAGAAAAAUCCAGACAAAAAUGUGAAAGCCAGCUUCGUUUUUUCCAAACUUCAUGCAGGUUAUUUCAGGAUAAGUUUAUCUCUUGGUAGCCAAGCUCUAUUAUGGAAAGCACUAAAUGAGCACAACCACUCCUCACACUACUAUAAUCUCCUAUCCACUACUUUUCUACUACUUUGGUAUCUCUCAUUUCUUGUGUCAAUUGUUCUGUCAAUUCUUUACCUAAUGAAGUGCAUUUUCUACUUUCGCACCGUGAAAGAUGAGUUCCUGCAUUUUGUUGGGGUUAACUAUAUGUUCACUCCCUGGACUUCAUGGCUUCUAUUGCUUCAAUCUUCUCGGGUCCUCGCCCCCCAUCAUUUCAUGUAUAAAGGGCUUUGGUUGUUCUUCGUGGUACCACUUCUGGUUCUUGAUGUGAAAUUAUAUGGGCAAUGGUUUACGACAGAGAAGAGAUUUUUAUCCCUAGUGGCUAAUCCGACAAGCCAAAUGUCGGUAAUAGGGAACAUGGCGGCUGCAUGGGCUGCUGCGAAAAUGGAGUGGAGAGAAAGUGCUAUAUGUAUGUUUACCUUAGCAAUCACACACUAUUUGGUCAUUUUUGUUACUCUUUAUCAGCGUUUGUCAGGUGGGAAUCAGCUCCCAGCGAGACUCCGGCCCGUAUAUUUCUUGUUUGUAGCUGCACCUAGCAUGGCAAGCUUGGCUUGGAGCUCUAUUCUAGGGAGCUUCGAUACACCCUGCAAAAUGCUGUUUUUCCUGUCUUUGUUCCUCUUCAUAUCAUUAGCAUGUAGGCCAGCUUUAUUCAAGAAAGCCAUGAAAAAGUUCGACCUGGUAUGGUGGGCGUACUCGUUUCCUUCAACAAUCCUAGCCAUGGCCUCUGUGGAAUACGCACAAGAAGCGAAGAGUGCGGUAGCAUCUGGGCUAAUGCUGGUCCUCACCAUCAUCUCAGUCGCCAUUUUCCUGUCCUUGAUGCUUUCCACGGCACUAAACAUUAACAUACUUGGACGACCCACUUAUUAGAUUGAUAAUUAGGGUCAAUAUGACUCCCUUAACACUGCCUGCCAUAUAAUACAUGGCCUAAUUACUAUCAUGUCACCAACAAGUUAUUAUAUCGUCUGGGGCACAUAUAUACAAUAUUAAUGUGAACCCUUAUUAGUAAUAAAUAAAUGCUUUUUCAUUUUUUA
Molecule: messenger RNA, 1387 nt
Organism: Daucus carota subsp. sativus
Lineage: Eukaryota; Viridiplantae; Streptophyta; Magnoliopsida; Apiales; Apiaceae
Product: S-type anion channel SLAH1
Exons: 2
Coding region: 153-1223 (356 amino acids)
Biological process (GO): transmembrane transport; intracellular monoatomic ion homeostasis
Cellular component (GO): membrane
Molecular function (GO): voltage-gated monoatomic anion channel activity
Source: RefSeq, a predicted model, not a curated record